UCUAGGGUUCCGGCCAUGGCCAGCCCGCGGCCGCCCGUCGGCGCCGGGGACGAGGCGAUCUGGAGGAAGCUGCGCGAGGCGGGCUUCGACGAGGAGUCCGUCAGGCGCCUCGACAAGGCCAAGCUCAUCGGCUACAUCUCGCGGAUCGAGUCCGAGCUUAAUGAUUACCAGCACAAUCUCGGGCUUAUAUUAUUGGAGCGAAAGGAGCUGACAUCUGAGAUGGAACAACUUAAAGCUUCCUUGCUCUCUGCCGAGAUCAUGCACAAACGUGAACGAGCUUCCCAGCAAUCUGCUCUUGGUGAAGCAAGAAAGAGAGAAGAAACCCUAAAAAAGAAUGUAGGAGUUCAGAAGGAGUGUGUCGCUAAUCUUGAAAAGGCACUGCAUGAUAUGCGUGCGGAAACAGCUGAACUGAAGGUUUCAUAUGAAACCAAAUCAGCUGCAGCGCUUGAAUUGAUGGACAUUGCUCAAAAGAAAUUUGAUGAGGCAGAAGAGAGGCUUCUUGCAGCAAAAUCCUUGGAAGCAGAGUCCACUCGUGCACGGAACGCUGCUUUGAGAAGUUUACGAGACAUGGAAGAGCGUGAAGAUCAACUUAGAAGAAAUCGCAUUUCUAGUGAAUCUGCGUAUGAGGCCAAAGAAAAGGAGAUUAACUCACAGAGGAAAUCGUUGAAUGAUACCAAGAAAAUGAUGCAUGAAAAGGAGCAGGUACUACUGAAAGAGCAAGCACUGCUUAAUCAGAGGGACGAAAACAUCCUUGAGAGGUUAGCUUAUGUAACUCGCUCAGAGAAAAAGUUAGAAGAGGACAAGUUGAUUCUUGAAGAUCAACGGAUGGUUCUAAUGGAAGAGAAAAAUAAGCUGGAUCUUAAAAUGGAGGCAGUAGCUUCAAGGGAGGAAGCUAUAGCUCGGAAGGAAUCUGUGCUUGACAAACGGGAGAGUGAGUUGUUGAUUCUCCAAGAAACUAUUGCAGAUAAAGAACGGGUGGAGAUUGAAAGGCUCAAUCAGGAACAAGAAAUGGCACUGGAGAAUAGAAAGUCUAAAUUUGAAACUGAGAUAGAGAAUAAGCGUUUGGCCUUCGAGGCGGAAAUGGGCACGAAGAUGACUUUGCUGGAUCAAAGAGAAAGAGCUCUCAGUGAGAGAGAGCUGGCAUUUGCUCAAAGGGAACAAAAUGCUGACCUUCGGCUGGCUGAAUUAGUAAGCAAGGAAGAGGCCUUAUCAGGGAGAUCAGAUGAGUUGAAAGAGGAGGAAGGAAAGCUCCUCUCUGAUAGAGAAGCAUUACACAUCGAACUACAAAAAGAAAGAGAGGAAAUACAGAAGAUGAAAUUAGAUUUGGAGAAGGAAAAGGCUUUCUUUGAGGAGGUGAAACUGGAAGCAAUCCAUGCGCAGCAAAACCUUGCAAUAACCCAAGCAGAGAGAGACAAUGUGCUUACUUUGCAGAUGGAUCUUAAAGAAGAAAUUGACAAUCUUAGAGCUCAACAAAAGGAGCUCAUGGCUGAUGCUGAUAGGCUGCAAGGAGAAAAAGAAAGAUUUGAGAUCGAAUGGGAGUUCAUUGAUGAAAAGAAAGAGGAGUUACAAAAGGAAGCUGCCAGAAUUGCUGAAGAGCGAAGAGUAAUAACUGAGCAUCUCAAAAAUCAAUCAGAUAUCAUCAAACAAGAGAAGGAAAAUUUAUGGGCCCAGUUCAAAAGUAAUUCAGAAACCCUCUCCCGUGACCAUGAAGAGCUAAUGAGCAAGAUGCAGCUAGAACAUGCAAGUUGGCUAAGUACGAUUCAGCGUGAGAGAGAAGAUCUUACAAGAGACAUUGAUAAUCAGAGAAUGGAGUUACUAAAUUUGGCCAAGGCAAGGCAGAUGGAAAUAGAUUCUAAAUUUAGGGAAAGAGAAGAAGAGUUUGAGCAGAAAAAGUCCAAGGAGCUUGAGUACGUAAAUUCUCAAAAGGAGACGAUCAAGUCAAAACUAGAGCAUGUUGCGCUUGAACUGCAGAAACUUGAGGAUGAGAGGAAAGAGGCUACUUUGGAGCGUGAGAAGAGAGAGCAAGAGCUGUCUGAGAUGAAAACUACAAUUGAAGCCCUUAAUAAUCAACGAGAGAAGCUGCAGGAGCAAAGAAAACUGCUUCAUUCAGACCGUGAAGCAAUAACAGAGCAAAUUCAGCAACUUAAUGUGUUGGAAGAACUGAAAAUCGAUUCCGAGAGUAAACAACUGUCUUUGAUUGAGUGUGGAAAGUCAAAGAUGAAUGAGAAUGGUGUCCUCCCUUCUGGUGAAAAUCAUGAUGCAACUCCUAGGAACUGUUCACCAAAGCUUCUCGACAGGAAACUAGAAGUGUCACCUUCAGCCCCCACACCAAUAUCCUGGGUUCGAAAAUGUGCGCAGGUGAUAUUCAAACGCUCUGCUGAGAAGAGCGCUGAUCAUGAUAAUGUUCAUAAUGGUGUACCAAGAAACCUUCCGAAACCUGUUGAUAUCGCUAAUCAGCUAGGCGACGAAGCUGGAGAAGUACCUCAAGUUGGGAAAAAGAGGUCUUAUCUGUUUGCUUGUGAUCAAAUCGAAGAUUUAGAGCCAAGCCGAAAGUACCAAAGGAGCACUAUUCAGACCGUAGUUGGAGGAGAAAUUACUUCAAACUGCCCAUCAAUCCUAGAAGAGAAGUGUUCGAAAAAUGUACAUGAUGAUCUGGCAUUUGCAAAUGGUAAAGUUGAUGAGUCAGAUUUUGCUGAUGAUGAUGAACCUUCAGAGGAUAUCACAGUGUCUGCAACUGAACCAUCUAAUGGAUUGCUUGAUAAGCAAGAGGACGAUGCUAACGGUGAAGAGGAAGAGGAAGAGGAAGAGGAAGAGGAAGAUGAAGAUGAAGAUGAAGAAGAGGAAACAUCGCCAGGGAAGAAGUUGUGGCGAUUUCUCAUCACAUGAGUAGGUUCCACUUAUGAUAGAGAUACAGAGCUGACUGUAGGCUGACAGUUACCUCUGAUGAAGAUACUUUUCUUUAGGUCCAUUCAUCUGCAUCUCCACCUUCCAUAUUGAACGGUGGCAUGUUGUUGGGUACUUGUUGGUUGUGUGCCUGUUAUUACCAGCGGUGGUUUUCGAAGCAGCUGUGGAACUACGUGAUCUAUUUUGUGUUUUCACAUCCCGGCCACUUCAACAUCUAAAGGGUUGAUAGCUUCCUGAAUGUGUACAAAUGAUUGGGGUCUAGGAAAGCCCAUAUGGCCAUUGGUAGUAGUUGUGUGCAAAAUGGUGUUGGUAUUCGCCUGUGCUAUUGUCUUUUCAGUGACAUAAUUUCAUCUUAAUGCGUGAUCCUGUGUUCUAUAUUUGAUAUCAUGUCAUGCAGAGUUGCCUCCA
This is a messenger RNA of Lolium rigidum, 3312 nucleotides long. Its product is annotated as nuclear matrix constituent protein 1b-like. Gene Ontology annotation, cellular component: nucleus. Gene Ontology annotation, biological process: nucleus organization. NCBI's taxonomy places the organism in Eukaryota, Viridiplantae, Streptophyta, Magnoliopsida, Poales, Poaceae. The transcript is spliced from 8 exons. The coding region runs from base 16 to 2886 and encodes 956 amino acids. The record is from RefSeq and is a predicted model, not a curated record.